Owenia fusiformis is the source of this 5472-nucleotide messenger RNA. The record is from the annotation of a GenBank genome assembly. NCBI's taxonomy places the organism in Eukaryota, Metazoa, Annelida, Polychaeta, Sabellida, Oweniidae.
AUUCAGUCUAUUGUGACAUUUGUAAUGUUUCAUAAUGUGUGGUUAUGUGAUCAGUUUUAAUUAAUCUCAUAGGAUAUUAUAUGUACACCGAGGCAUCGGAUCCCAGACAACAGGGAGACACAGCGAGACUAAUUACUCCAGAAAUAAACGAUGCCCCGGAUAGGGUACUGAUAUUUUACUACCAUAUGGCGGGAGAUCAUAUUGGAACAUUAAAUGUAUACCUUGGAGAGAAUGGUAAUCUGGAAAAAGUCUGGAGUAGAACAGGCGACCAGAGUGAUAUUUGGCAAAGGGUUACAUUGAAAGUACCCAAGGGAAAAAUCAGAGCUCUGUUUGAAGGUGUGAGAGGCGAUGGUAUAGCAGGUGAUAUAGCCAUUGAUGACGUCAUGUUAAUGUCGCUUACACGAACAACAUUCGCCCCACCUACACGCCCAACUUUACCCCAAACAAGACCGACAACACAGCAGACCACACCAAAUGGUAUUGUCACAACCAUGCAGUCGUCUGGAAAGGAUCCAGUUCCUAUUGCAAACCUGAGAUGUAACUUUGAAGCAGGAAUGUGUGGCUAUGAAACACAGGAUGAACGAGUUGAGUUCAGCUGGACAAGAAACCAAGGGCCAACGUCAACUGUUGGCACAGGCCCUGACACCGAUAGAACUGGAAGAAGAGAGGGUCACUAUAUGUACACAGAAGCAUCCGACCCCCAACAACAAGGUGAUAGGGCAAGAUUAAUAUCACCAGCUUUAAGAAUAGGAAAGGAUCAAGAGCUCGAGUUUUACUACCAUAUGUAUGGAAGUGAUAUGGGAGCGUUGGUCGUAUAUGUAGAACGAGAGAAUUCUGUUCCAGAAGAAAUAUGGAGACAAGCUGGAGACCAAGGUAGUAGGUGGAACUUUGCCCGCCUUAAUCUGCCUGUUGGCGAUUACAAGGUUAUAUUUGAAGGAGUUGUUGGAAGUGGAAUAAAAGGGGAUAUAGCUUUAGAUGACAUAAACAUUACUGGAGGUCUAGACAUAACAACGAAACCCCAGUCCACGACCAAAUCAACCACGGUAGAGACUACUCAGAAACCAACUACCACAGAAAGGAGCAAAACAACCGAAAUACCAUUACCAGCCGAUAGUUUUGACUGUUCUUUUGACAAUAACAACCCAUGUGGUUUCACUGAUAGAACAGGAGAUUUUCGAUGGACUCGUUUUCGAGGAAGUACCCCUUCAUCUGAUACGGGUCCAAAUCAUGACGCAACUGGGAGUGCUUCUGGUUACUACUACUACAUUGAAUCGUCGUCUCCCCAAAAGGAGGAUGAUAUUGCAAGUAUAAUGUCCGGCCCACUUGAUGUCAAACCAAACAGACAACUAGAAUUCUAUUACCACAUGAAAGGCAUAGACAUUGGAACCUUAAGUGUAUAUACAAUCUCUCCCAAUGGAGUUCUCAACAAAAUAUGGACACGAUCGGGUCAACAAGGACAAUUCUGGAUGAAAGCGCGGGUACCUAUACCGGCUGGACAAUAUAGUAUCGUCUUUGAGGGUAUCGUAGGAAGUGGUUCUAGGGGGGACAUUGCCAUAGAUGAGAUGAGAGUCAUAGGCGGUAGCAAAAUAACAACAACAAAACCAACUAAAGCAACAACUUUAAUGCCUACAACUACACUUUCGCCUACAACUGCUGCCUCUAUGAAAGAAUACCAAUGCACCUUUGAGAGAGACAUCUGUGACCUGCGUGACGACAAAGGUGUGGAGUUCACUUGGGCCAGACACAGAGGUGAUACACAAACAGAGUCAACAGGACCAUCCUCUGACAGACAUGGACAAACCGAUGGAUAUUACAUGUACAUUGAGACAUCGGAGCCACGGAAAGAAGGAGAUCGAGCAAACCUUGUUACUCCUGUGCUUGAAAUCAAGGAUGAUAACAAUGUCCUUGAAUUCUACUACCACAUGUAUGGGGAAGACGUAGGGGCGCUCAAUGUUUACACCUUACAAGAUGGGAAACGAUCGCUCGUAUGGUUCAAAAGAGGUGAGGUUGGCAACCAAUGGAAUCAGGCCAGGGUGGUGUUACCAAAGGGACGAUUGCAGCUACUAUUCGAAGGUGUCAGGGGGAAAUCUUUCAGAGGAGAUGUAGCCAUAGAUGAUAUUGAACUCACCGAUGGUCGAAAACUAACUACGCAAUACACGACCAAGACCACUAUGAUGAGUUUACCAACUACAAGACCAACCAAUCCCCCUGUUGUAUCUACAACCGCCGUCAUCAGCACUGACUAUACAUGUACAUUUAGAGACCCCGCCUUGUGUUUCAUAGAUGAUGGACCUGUGGAAUUCAAGUGGACCAAACAUAAAGGUUCAACACCAACUGGAGACACUGGACCAAGCGCGGACAGUUCAGGGGAUCCAAACGGGUACUAUAUGUACAUUGAAACAUCAGACCCUAGAAAAGAAGGAGACAGAGCGCAUCUUGUCACUCCAGAAUUCAGAGUUGAAGAAGACAAAGUGUUGAGUUGGGACUAUCACAUGUGGGGAAAACAUAUUGGGGCUCUGAGAGUUUACACAUUAAAGGAUGGCAACGCUGAAGAAUUGUGGAAUAAAACAGGGGACCAGGGGAAUAGAUGGUACAGGGCUUUGGUUAACCUACCAAGGGGAACGUAUCGUUUAGUCUUUGAAGGGGUGCGGGGAAACGGUUUCUAUGGCGAUGUCGCAAUCGAUGAGCUAUCAGUCAGAAGAGGACGUGCUGAAAGCUCAACAACGGCUUCACUUGAUACAACUACCGCUAAAACCACAUCUUCAAAACCUACCACCUCAACCAGUAUUACAAUUACAGCGAAACCUAAACCUGGUAGCGAAUACAGCUGUAGCUUCAGGAAUGAUAUGUGUGAUAUGAUCGAUGGUGGUAGAGACUUCAAAUGGACCAGAGGAAAGGGAAACACGCCAACGGGACAGACUGGGCCUUCUGCAGACAGGAACGGUGAUCAGGGUGGAUAUUACAUGUUUAUUGAAACUUCCUCACCAGUCCAAGAUGGGGACCGUGCACACCUAAUGACGCCUCUGUUGACCAUGUCAGCUGGUGAUAAGUUGGAGUGGUACUACCAUAUGUAUGGGGCUGACAUUGAUGAACUGAAUGUCUAUAGGAAAGACGGCGACAUACUUACACGACUAUGGGGAAGAUCUGGUGAAAUUGGAAAUGUUUGGAAUCUUGGUUCAGUGACCCUUCCUGCUGGGACAUAUCAGCUUGUGUUUGAAGGGGUGCGUGGGGCCAGUUUCAGGGGAGACAUUGCAAUUGAUGACAUACGAAUAGGAUCUUCGGGAUUAGACCCAACCCCAAAAGCUGAUAAAGUGGAUUUGGUGUUUAUUAUUGACGCCAGUGGUAGUGUUGGCAACAACAACUUUGAUGAAAUGAAGCAAUUCGUUCAGGAUAUUAUACAAAGUAUGGAUAUUGGAUUUGAUGAUUCUAGAAUUGCUGUUGUCACGUAUAGCGAUGAUGCUAGGGUUGAAUUCUACCUCGAUGAGUACUAUUCUAUCUCCGACAUACUCCCUGUCCUCGCCAAGAUGACGUAUAGGGGCGGAGCUACAAAUACCCAGGCUGCGAUAAAGAUGGCUCGGGAAAUAGUAUUCCAAAACAAUAGAGGAGAUCGGUCUGAUGUCCCUAACGUUGCAAUGGUCCUUACUGAUGGAAAAUCUACUGUGAACGCAGGGAAUACGAUUCCAGAAGCAAAUAAGGCUAAAAUCAUUAAUAAUAUUGUAAUGUUUGCGAUUGGAGUCGGGAGCGAAAUUGAUGAGAAUGAGAUACAAGGAAUCGGAUCCCCAAAUGGUCAACAUAAGAUUAUUGCAAAGGAUUUCUCAGUCUUAUACAACCUCAAAGAUGUCAUUAUUGAGGGAAUGAUGACAGAUGCAACGAAUGAGUGCUCGGACAGUCCCUGUAGGAAUGGAGCAAAAUGUGUUGAUUUACUGCAUGACUACAUGUGCGAAUGCCGUACAAACUACUAUGGCAUUAAUUGCGAAAAACAAAAAUUGUCCAACAGGCGAAACAGUGCAGAUGUUGCAAUUCUUAUUGACGCCAGUGGCAGUAUUGGUACUGAUAGUUAUAUGAGGAUUCUCGAAUCAAUCAAAAUGGUGGUAAAUCAACUGGAUAUUGGAAUGAAUAAAUAUAGAGUCAGUGUUAUUAAUUUUGCUGACAACGCCACAGUUGAGUUUCACCUUGAUGAGCACACCAAUCGAAAUGAUAUUCUCGAAGCAGUGAGUCUUAUUGGGUUUGUAAACGGUGCUACUAAUACAGCUGGUGGCAUCAGAAGAAUGAGGGAACAGGUGUUUAAUGGGCAAAAUGGUGACAGACAGGGCGUCCAAGAUAUUGGAGUUUUGAUAACUGAUGGGAGAUCCACAGUCAAUACCGGAAGUGUAUUGGCAGAAGCGAGACUUGCAAUGCAGGCUGGGAUACACAUUUAUGCAAUAGGUAUCGGGGAUGACAUCAAUAUGGCAGAACUGAAUGGAAUAGGGAGUGACCCGGAUGAUGAAAAUGUAUUGUUUAUCCCUGGUUUUGCAAUAACAUCAAAUUUGGUCGGGUGGUUAGCUGAAAAACUAAAUCACGAUGGAGAUGAGUGUUCUAGCUCACCUUGUCAAAAUGGAGGGAAGUGUAAUGACUAUGUGAACUCAUUCUCAUGUGAUUGUCCAUUUGGAUUUUCUGGAAAGCGAUGUGAUAAAAGAUGCAGUUCAUCAAAUGCAGAUAUUGUUAUUGCCUUGGAUUCUUCUGGAAGUAUAGGGGCUAACAACUUCACGAAGAUACUUACAUUUAUCCAAGAGCUUAUUCAUAAUUUUGACACUAAUGAUAAUGGUGUAAGAGUGGCAUUACUUACUUAUUCAGAUCAAAGCAGACAGAGGUUCGAUCUGAACACAUAUCGCAAUAAAAUGGAUUUGAUAUCCGCAGUCGGAACAUUGCCAUAUACAGGUGGCGCUACUCAUACUGCAAGCGCAUUGCGCAUGCUCAGAACUCUACUUUAUGGUGACGGUAGUAGGAAUAAUGCCGAAAAAUAUGGAAUUCUAAUAACUGAUGGUAAAUCAAAUGUUCUUGAAGAUGCAACAGUCCCAGCGGCCAAUGCUGUAAAAAACAACAAUGCGCGGCUCUUGGUGGUUGGAAUCGAGAAAAAUAUUGACAUAAAAGAAGUGAACCAGAUUGCCUCAGAUCCCAAUAAGGACAAUGUAUUCCUGGUGCCAACAUUUAAUGCUCUAUCAUCUUAUGUUGAUUCAAUUUCAAAUAUUAUUUGUUGAUCAAUUUGAAAAAUUCUGCUUUAAUUAAACUAGUCUCACCUAUAAUCGCCUAAGAACCCUCUUUAGAAUCGAAAAAGCGUAAGAAUAAUGCGCUCAUACGCUGUUGUGUAUACAGGUAUAAGCAUGCUCAUUAUUGGCUUUCUUGUAAGCACAAAUUAUCAUGUAACUUUUAUUUAAACAGACACUACAUAAAAUAAAUUAUAAAUAAUAUAAAUAAUUGUGAUAUAAAGUACUG